This is a messenger RNA of Rhipicephalus sanguineus (brown dog tick), 10525 nucleotides long. RefSeq names its product acetylcholinesterase. Bases 266 to 2242 code for a protein of 658 amino acids. Gene Ontology annotation, cellular component: plasma membrane. Gene Ontology annotation, molecular function: acetylcholinesterase activity. Lineage: Eukaryota; Metazoa; Arthropoda; Arachnida; Ixodida; Ixodidae. Gene Ontology annotation, biological process: choline metabolic process; acetylcholine catabolic process. The record is from RefSeq and is a predicted model, not a curated record. The transcript is spliced from 5 exons.
UCCGAGUGUGGAGUCAGUGCACGCUCGGAUGCGUCGAACUGUCGGCGAGCGCUUCGUCGGUGCAUCUUUUACUUUUCCUCGGCGGCGAGCCAUCUUCCAAGCAGCUGAGACGUUCCGACGUGGACGGUGCGUCCUUCGGCGCCGUUUGCAUUGCCCCGCCGCCGGUUGCUCUAGCGGGGCUGCCCCGUCUUUCAGGAAGACACCGUGAUGACCUCGGCCGUCCAGUCGCCUCCUCCUUCUCCUCCUCCUCACCGGAUUCACUGAUAUGCAGCUGGCAGCAGGCGCCAUGGUGUGUGCCCCGACGUCACUGGCGAUGCUGCUGCUGCUCGUGGCCGGGGUGCCCGUGCGGCCGGUCGCGGCGCGCAAGGGCCACCAGCACCAACAGCAACAGCACCACCGGCCCGACCCGCUGCUGGUGCACACGGCCAAGGGCCCCGUCCGCGGACUGGCCACCGAGUCACCCACGGGCAAGCCGGUCGACGUCUUCUACGGCAUCCCGUACGCAAAGCCGCCCGUGGGCCGCUACCGGUUCCGGCACCCAAAGCCCAACGACCCGUGGAAGGGCGUCCUGGACGCCACCGUGAAGCCCAAGUCGUGCUUCCAGACGGUGGACACCUUCUUCGGCGACUUCCGCGGCAGCCUCAUGUGGAACGCAAACACCAACAUGAGCGAAGACUGCCUGACGCUGAACGUGUGGGUCCCCCGGCCUCGGCCCAACGCCAGCCAACCGGCCGCCGUGCUGGUGUGGAUCUACGGCGGCGGAUUCUACAGCGGCACCUCGACGCUGGACGUGUACGACGGCCGCACGCUGGUGGCCGAAGAGCGCGUCGUGCUGGUGUCCAUGAACUACCGCGUCGCCUCGCUGGGCUUCCUCUGCCUCGACCACCCGGAGGUGCCGGGCAACGCGGGCCUCUUCGACCAGCUCAUGGCGCUGCAGUGGGUGCAGGAAAACAUCGCCGCGUUCGGCGGCAACCCGCGCAACGUCACCCUGUUCGGCGAGAGCGCCGGCGCAGUCAGCGCCAGCAUGCACCUGCUCUCGCCCCUCUCCAGGGACCUCUUCUCGCAGGCAAUCCUCCAAAGUGGCACGGCCAUCGCCCCGUGGGGCGUGCACGACCGGCACACGGCGCUGCAGUCGGCUCUCCGGCUGGCCGAGACGCUGCACUGCCCGCACGACGAGCACCAACUGGAGGCCAUGCUGGCGUGCCUGCGCGAGCAGGACCCCGAGAUGAUCGUGAACAGCGAGACGGGCAACUUCGGCGUGGUCGAGUUCCCCUUCGUGCCGGUCGUGGACGGCGCCUUCCUGGACGAGUCACCGCAGGAGUCGCUGGCGGCGCGCAACUUCAAGAAGACCAACCUGCUGCUGGGCUCGAACCGCGACGAAGGCACCUACUUCCUCAUCUACUACCUGACCGAGCUGUUCCGACGCGACGAGUCGGUCUACCUGGGUCGCGAGGACUUUGUGCGCGCCGUGCGCGAGCUGAACCCGCUGGUGGGCGAGCUCGCGCAGCAGGCGAUCAUGUUCCAGUACACGGACUGGCUGAACCCGGAGGACCCAAUCAAGAACCGGGACGCCGUGGACAAGAUAGUGGGCGACUACCACUUCACGUGCUCGGUGGUGGAGUGGGCGCACCAGUACGCGCUCGCGGGGUCGCAGGUGUACGCGUACUACUUCACGCACAGGUCGUCGGUGAGCGCCUGGCCGCAGUGGAUGGGCGUCAUUCACGGCGAGGAGAUCGCCUUCCUGUUCGGCGAGCCGCUCAACAAGUCGCUCGGCUACCGGCCGGACGAGCAAGCGCUCAGCCGACGCAUGAUGCGCUACUGGGCAAACUUCGCGAAGACAGGGAACCCCAGCCUGUCCGAGGAGGGCCACUGGGAGCGCAUCUACUGGCCCGUGCACACAGCGCACGGCAAGGAGUACUUGACGCUGGCCGUCAACUCCAGCCUGGUGGGAUACGGCCACCGGGCAAAGUAUUGUGCCUUCUGGCAACAGUUUCUACCUCGCCUCGUCAAUCUCUCCGAGAACCAGCCCAACAUGUCAGCCACCUGCACGAACGGGGCAUCCUCUGCGCGGGAGGUCUCUGGGUGGACGCUGCUGCUACUGCUGACACUGCCCACGGCGCUGCACCUCCCGCCGCUGCUGCUGUCCCUGCUACCUCUGCCCCUGGCGGCGGCAGACGCGAGUCUCGUGGCGGUGGCGGUCACGUCCACCACUCUGUUCCCUCGCCGUAGGAUAUGGUGCUAACUGUAUACACGCGGGAGGGCACGACAACCCACGGACACAGCUCGCCGCGCGCGGACAACACCCCAGCGUCAGCCGGGACACGUCGGCUACGGGCGCCCCGCCGGACUAGAUAGGAAGUGGUGGUGCGUGUUUACCCAGUGCGAUGCCCUUGCGUCUCCCGGCGAUACGUGGAACCUUAUGUUGUUUGUGUUCUUUUGCGUUGUUCUUCGGCGGGACGUCACUUCGCGAGCUCGUUGCGGGUCCGGCCGCAGGCGACCUGCUGCUGGUCGAGACAGCGCUUGCUUCGCCGUUCUUGAUGACCAGCGUCGGUGCACCACCGAGCCUCACGCAUACGCAAGCGGAUCGACUGACAGCAGACGUAGCCGGCUUCGCUGUUGGUGGACCUGCUCUAAUUGUGUGACUUAUGCUGUGGAACGUUUGUCUGUCCUGCGUAUCUUUUGUUCCUUUAUUUCAUUUGGUCUUUUUUUUUAUUCAUUCUGCUUAGCUGGGCAGCGAAGUAUGUUCACAACUCAUCGCUGAGGAAUGCCUCGACAGACGCUGAAAACGGCUCGUCACUUCUUUUUCGAAGACUCCAAUCAGGUUUUUCACCCUCUUCCCAAGGCUAUUAUAGACAGGAAGUUGCUUCAUCGCGAAAAAGGAUGAUUAUACAAGUUUCAAGAAGCUUUCGUUGAGGGUGCAUGUUAUUACCCUGCGGAGCAUCAUUAUUACCCUGCAUAUGCCGACGUGCUUUACUUACAUUUGCGGAAAUCUCUGUAACGACAAACUAGUGUCUUUGGGCUCCGUCAACUACUUAAGUGCAGUUCGGGAACGGUGUACUGGUCUUAAACAAAACUGACUCAAGCGAUACCGCCUUACUGGCUCUGUCGAUGCAUCACUCAGCUGUGAUCCCAUGAAAAGUGCGUCGGCUGUGAAACAAAAAUCGGUGAGGAACUCAACCUAUAUAUAUAGCACAGUCGUUGCUACCGCUGCAGUAGCCACUCGUUAUGUAUCGGAAGACAGAUUCGAUCAGAGUUAGUCAACCAUUUUUGGCGGGUAUCCCUCCAACUUGCGGUCGUAUUAUAGUGGUGAACACCCGCCUGCAAUUGAUGUAACGCCAUAGCACCUACGCAAGACUGAGGGUAUGUAGGUUGCCUAGGUUACGAGCAUGUUAGUUACAUUGGCUUUACGCUAACGGCUUACCGCACGGACGUCACACGGCUGUACGCUGUGACGCUUGGAGUGUGGAGAGACUUCUGGCUACAUUGCAACUGCAGCCGCAUUUGCGGAAACACCACCCUCGCCCCCAUCUUACGCGGUCACGAUUCGCGCAUGGCUUUAUUAAACAGUCGCCCCGCAUGUUCACCGACUACUGCCCUCUUCUAGAAACACUGCCCAACUCCGUCACACUGUCUAACUCUUCGAGGCAAUCAGAGAUCCCGCAGCAACAAUGUGGUGAACCAGUCACGGCUGACGUUAUCGAACAGGCUAACUGUUCGCUGCUUUCCUCUCCCCGGAUAUCGGUACAGUACUUUGCGGAGAACAGCGAAAGACCUGGUAUAGAAAAGUAGGUCAGUGAACAAGCGCGGCUGACGAUAAUUGUGUGGAAGCGAGGAGAGUGUUUCCGCAACAUACUUGGCAGAAUACGAAGCGUUUGCCGAGGCAGAUUAACACUUGUCGAUUAAGACUUGUCGACAAUGAAAAUGUGACGUACGUUAACGCCCACAUUUUUUGUCUCUAUCUAUCGUUAGUUUUUGUUUCGUGUUCUUCAAGGGCUGACGCGUCUGUCGGCGUACCCGCGGUGUCUAUGCAUGCUCCCAAGCUCGCCGUAAUCAACUCGCUGUGCGGCCGGCGUUGGCCGCUCAUCACGAGUUGUUCAAACUUCUUCCACUGUUCGCCGGACGGGUUCUCCUAUGUCAUUCACUCAAGAAGCGAGGCAGGUAAUAAAAAAAGAAAGAUUACAGAAAACAGAGACGGUUAAGAGAGAGGCUAGCCUUUAAGCUGGGACCUGCGCACUGUGUUCCCUUUGACGUACACCCGAGUGUUAUUGACUCGUGAUAUAUGCACACUGCUUGUUUCCUCGUAACUUAAACCCUUGGCAACUGGCACCCGCACAAAUGGGAGUAUGAUAGGAGUAAACGGUGGCGUAUAGCCUCGAAAUUCAACACCCAUGGCGUAUCGCUUCACCGCACAGCCCGCAUGAGCUGUCGUGUGCAUGGUGCCACUGGAAACACUGAAGACAGGAAGGUGAGACGGCAUCUGAUCUCAAUGCCACAUGUACGCGAAUGAGUUGACUUGCGUGUUACAACUUACAGCAGCGAUCGUCCUAAAUGUUAUAACCAUGAAAAGUGGAAUGGGUCAUCAGACAACGACGACGCCGGAUUUCAGUUUCCUCAAAUUAAUCGAAGACUGCACUAUGCACUCCGGUGUCUUCUGAGGUGACUGGAUCGCACUACUCUCUUUCUUAGUGCGACGACUAGAAGUUGUGACAAGAUGUGCCGCAAGAGCAUCCUGAGAACUUCUACGUACCACCGUUCAAUCUUUGUCUGAUGGCACGUAAUCUGGCAGAAGAAGAGGGCGAAAGCAGCAAUAAUUAAUAUACUCUGGUCUUGGCCGCUCACUGGGUUGUUUUCUCUUCAAUUAAACGUAUUGGGGAACAGGAGAAUGUUCGCAGCCAACAACAAUAAGUGAAACGCGGAGCCUUGCGUCGUCCACCGAUGUGGCUUCCGUCCUGUCUCCACGUAUACACACUCAGGAGCCAAUGAGGCGUGCAAGUGCCGAAAUUAACCGCAGUACAGCAUUUCGAAGGAGGGGAACAACAACUUCAUUGAAGGGUCCGGCGAGUUACACGCGGCUUUGGGCGAAUAUCCCCGCCUCUAUAGGCGUCGACCACGAGACCCUGAGCUCUGGCGGCUUCCUCGACCCGAUGGACAGCCCACAGUUGGUCUUAGAGGGAGGAGCGGAGCGCAGUCUUCCCAGCGCGUUCGGUUCGAGGCUGCGUCCCCCAACUGGAACCUUCCGUUUUGUUCACACUCCCAUAACAUGUUCCAGGGUUGCCCUGGCCUCGCGAAACUUGCAUUUGUUUGGCGGAUAAAGCUCUGGGUAACCGAUAUUCAAGAUCACAGGGGUUGGAAUCGUCCGCAGCUGUCGCCAAGCGGCCUCCCGUCUCUCGUUCAGUUUCUGGUGUGGCGGCGGAAAUUUGCAUUUCGAGAACGAGAAAAAGAAAAACACGAUCCCGCUCCAGUGUCUCCGGUGGUCUUGCAGAAUAGGCUUAUAUGUGCAGCAUUCUACAGAAAUUCGCUCAGUGGGAAAGGUAUCCAUCCGGUUGUACCUUUAUCCGUGUUUGCUCUCCUGGUAGAUUCAAGAAUCGUUUCAUACGUUUUCUAUCUCGGUCCUUCCUUUCCGAUGGAACUUGGCAAGUGGCACAUAGUUUUGAACAGUUAGUGCAACAUUCGCUGUCGUGACAUACGUUGAAACGGGGUAAAAAAUUCAAAUAUUAUAACGAAUAAUAAGCAUAAAGAAAGCAACAUGACCCCUCUUCCCGCAGUCGCUUUCGUGACAGUCGGAGCUCGAACGAAUCCAUCCUUUCAAAUCCGUGCUUCUCUGUUUUACAAACUCCCGCUCGGAACAGACGUCCGUUGUUCUUACGCUUAAAGCUUUAGUAAGAAAGCCUUCGCAAGCGACGUCUGGGGUAAUCUCUGAAACUUCCACAUUGAAUGGAAGCGUAGAAGAAGAAAUAUCUCUCAAGCAUGGGAGCAUAAAACAAAAAUAUAAUGAAGAAAGGAAGACAUUGAAAUCACGGGCUCAACUAUUAUCAUCACGAGAGGAAGGCCCAAUAAACAUCGUUACAAGAAGAAAGAUCUGUCAAGCAGGCAGCGUUGAAGUUUGAGUACGCCUCUCCCUUUCCUGCGUUGACGAAGCAAAAAAACAACAACAAAUUAAAAACGCGAUCGAGACAGUGGGUUGUUCACAAAGGUGUAAGAGAUAUCAAGGCAUGUGGGGGGGGGGUGAAUUUUCGAGUUUGCGCGUCAUUAAAAGGCGCGAGCAUACAUCGCAGAGCAUACAAUGUAAGACCCAAGCGCCACGGACGUUGGGCUAAGCCCGUGGGCAAGAUCAUAGUACUGUCCUAAGCCAUCGGACCUUAAGAGGCAAGAGGAUCGAGCGCCUUCACACCCCACUAGAAGGAACAAUCGUCCAGAACGAGUGGCCGAGUCUAAUGGCGAGUCUGUCGAAACUUUGCUCCUUUAGACUAGAGGAUUUAAAAUAGGAAGAAGGCGACGCUAUCGCCUUCGUCAGGCGCCACGGCGAUCCUCCGUUGCCGUCCAACAUUGUUUGGCCGUCGAAUCCGAAGCUAUGAGUCCUUAUGCGGCCUUCCACUUCAGAACGAAGAGGGGGGAGAAAAGUUGCAGGAGAAACAAAUGGGCCAAUUAUUCUUUCCGACUCGAAUUCGUAGGCUCUGGGAGGGGUAACGAGGUAACGCGAAAAAAAAAAGAACACCUUUCGUUUUAGAUGCAGGCGUGAGGGCCUGAACAAGCAGACAGCUGGGCUAAUACAGCCCGCGCAGACUCACCGAGAACGUUUAAUUUGCGAGACAGAGAAAUGAGGGAAAGAAUGAAGGAAUGCAAUUUUUUAUCCUUUGCAAGUGGUUCGCGAAAAAAACCUCAUUUAGACGUGCAGCCUUGCGGAAGACACCCGCAGGCAGAGACGAAACUGCUGCACUGUCAUCUCUUCCGACCGCACUAUUUCCUUCUUGCUCGAGGAAAAAAAGAAAAACAACGUAGACCUUUCUUUUGCUAACCUGUUUUGGGCAGCCUUUCUUUCAUGGUAACCGGUUCCUGGCGUUAGUUUCUUCAUGCAAACUUUCGUUUAUUAAAAUUUGUCAAGGCAAGUUCUAAAACCCCUUCCCUCGAACACAGCUUCAUUUGAAUACGUUUUACUUCUCUCUCUCUCUCCUCUUUAUCUCUCGCUCUCUCUGUUUCUAUCUCCUUUGCACAGAAAAAUUAUCAGCUGAUUGUCUCCAGAAACCGCAUUUUUUAUCCACAAUGACAGAGAAAGUAAGUGCCGUUGCCAAGGGACAGAAAUAUUUGACGACAAUUCAUCGCCAGGCAGUUUGUAGCGAAGUGAAUUUAACCAAACACACUGCAGUACCGAAUGCAUUGGAAGAAAUUUAGGAGGAAAGAAGGUAGACCGGGCCAGUUGUUUGAAUUAAGGCACAAAGCAAUGCAUGGAGCUAUGGACACGUGCACAAUGUCGCGUUGCAACUUUGUGCACCGGACUUCGUGCACAAAGUCGAGACGCAAAUGUGUGCACCCGACUUCGUGCACAUAGUCACGAUGCAACUGUGGGCACCCACCCAUAAGUACACGCAAGCUCUUAAAACAGGCCUCAGCUAUGGUGCUGUUGCAUGGUUGCCACACGAGCACGGAGCUAAGCCUUACCGAGGACACGACAAACGGAAAGUACCCGAAGCAACGCGCGCACACGUGGGUCCUGGCUUAUCGGCGCAGCCGCAGAACGUACAGCAGAAAGCUUGCAACAAACGCAUUUCUACGCGAGUCUCCCGACUGUUUAACGUAUGCAUAUAGGUAAACCAUCACCGCGUAUACCAUAGCUCCUCACCGCGAGACUUCUUUCUCCAACCCCCCAUUGCCCACCCAACACCCCCUUUUCAACACAGCAGGCCACCUGUUCUUAAUAUCUCGUGAAAGCGUCAUACCUGCCAGCCUUACGUGGAGAGACACAAAGACGAGCACUCGUUGCUAGGACUAUUACAUCUCCCGUACAAGGCAGCCAUGUUAGCUCUCCCUCUUCAUCUUCACGCGCUCUCUCUUUCUCUCUGGCGCCCGAGCGCCACGUGUCUUCUUUCGUCGUCGGGUUCUUGCCCCGUGUGCGCAUGCGCCGUGUGCUUGUGUAGACAUGCGUAGUGUGUGCAUGUAUUUCGCGAACAUAGAAAGAAAGGAACGCGGCCAAUUGUCGAGCUCCGUUCCUUUCGUACGGCUACUGUUUCGUUUUAUAGCCACUGUCUGCACGGGGGGUGCGAUGUUCGGGCUUGUGCGGUAUCUCUCUCCCCCGACUUCCACGCUAUAGUUGGACGAACCCCUUACGUGAAGUUCUAGCAGCCCCCACUAGGGAGUGCUGUGAGUAUAGCAUGUUGAUGAAGACUAGAUAAGGCGUCGUGUCACCGCUGUUACUCUAUAAAUGUCUGAUGCAGAUUUUUUUUUAACGGUGAUCGCGGAUACAAGAUGUUACGCGACUAAUUCUCGAGUCGUUCGUUUAUAGCUACUCGCAGACGAAGCGUUAGUGCUCCGCAUAUAUGUAAAGUAUAUCAGGUAGGCCAUGAUGUCACACAUUCAGAAAGUGUGUCGCGUAUCUUAAUUGUGGAGGCUCACGGCAGUGUGUGAGAUGCUUCCCAGGUGAUCUCAAAUAUCGUUCUCACUACGUGUCAGUGCGCCGAGAAACCGUAAUGACAUUCUUUGAUUUUUUUUUUCUUCCUUUUUUUUUACAGUCUUAGCUGAAAGCUUCACGGCCAGAAAAAUAGAGGAGGCGCUGUCACGGCAUAUAUUCGUUAAAGAGCAGUUCCCACGUUGCCAGCCGAGGCAAGUUUUCGAGGGACUGCAAAGGCAAGACGUCAAAAGAGGGCAUUUUGUACAUUUAGAGAAAUAAGUUCCGACAACGUGUUUCACGUAGGCGUGCAAUCGACGUUUCUGCACAAAGAACCGGACGGUGCGUGUCGAAGUUCUUAUCAAGCAUACUAGUGUUACCUGAUGCACAAGCGUCUUUAUUUCUUUGCUCCAAUUUGGAUCUUUCGUUUUGGCCUCCGUGACAUCGUGUGUUCACGAUCAACACGCAAACACUGCUGUUUUGUGUUAUAAACUGCCUUUCUAGCAGUUUUAUGGGGGAGAAACUAAAGAAAGGAACAAAACCUCGGCAAUGUUCCAAAAAACAAAAAGGGGCAGAUCUUCGAUGAAAGAAAUGUUAAGCUCGCCUGGUAUGUUGUACGCUAUACACGUUCUCGCAUCCGCAUAGAUUCGGUUCUUGUUUUUUCCAUUCUCUUUCGGUGCGAGCGCACGGUGCAUUUCGAGGGACAUAUCUUACUCGUUGUACAUAGAAGUAUAUAUAUAAAUAUAUAUUAUAUAUAAAUACUAUAUUAAAGUAUAAAUAAACAAGUACGAGCUAUUAUAAUAACGCUACUAUUUACGCACACUUGUGGAUCUAUAUAGUUGCUCCGAGACAAUCGCAUUAACUCUAUGUACCAAGCGUGGCCCUUCAUUUCUUGAACGGGUUCAGGGUUUUCCUUCCCAAAGCGAACGAGGUUCCGAGGUGAAGCCAGCCUUCGCGCGAGUGGAAAGACUCGAAAAAGCAGCAGCAGCUCGAAUAUAAGCCGCGGCCGUGUGCCCGCCUCUGCUUCAGCGCCGACCAAAAACCACUGCCGGCUGGUACGAGUUGUACUACAUGGCUCGCCAUUCAAUUGAUUCAAACAUGCGCAGUAACGAUGCCCUACGUCAGAGUUUACAACAGAAAGCGUUCGGCGUUUCUUGCCCAUUAUCACCUUUUUUUUCUUUUCGGAACUACGAACUACGAUGAACAUGCUGGCAAGAAACAAGCAAAUUGACUGAGCAUGUCGUGGACACCGGUCUUCCUGUUUGUGCUCCCAAAGGAAGCAGAUUUGAGCGUAUCUUUUCCUUCCGCUGCGACCCGCCUAGGGCUAUCACGCGGUUCAAAAUGACAAGGUUGCCACCUACGCCGCUGAGAAACCAACUUUACGGACUCGACGUCCGCGUUCCUCUCCUCUCGUCGCCAGGCGCAGCCGAGCGGUGGCGCCACCACACGAACGCACGAGGCGGACACGAUGUGAUUGCACACGCCUUGCGAUAUCCAGGUCUGAGGUGUCGCCAGCGUUACAGUCUGUGGCUGGCUCCCGCGCGCCCUAGGAGCGACUUUACCGCGCAGCUUCGAAACAAAAUGGGGGCACUACGCGCAACUCCGCUCCCUUUGGACUAGAGUGCACUAGGACGCAUUAUAUAUACAAGGGCUAUAGUGAACUACCCAGGCGGAGUGGCAGGCGUUCGCACUUGAACAUCUGGAGCGGGUAAGGGCAAAGUGUAGCACUGUAUCUCGCACAGUGUGAAGAGAUGUUUGUAGUGAUAAAAAAUAAUAGGCGUGGGCUUAUGAACAUUCCAUAAAACGUGGAUAAAGACAAGGACAACCAACUGUCAGCGUUGUUCUAACAAGAAAUGUCAAAGGGUAGAUGAACGACUGAAAGGAAACCAAGAAAAGAAACGAUGCGUCUCCUAAAUAAGCGCUGGU